GAGAGACAAGGCAGAAAUAGCAAAGAAAACAGCUGAUCUGUUACAUCCAGCCUAUAGGACUGAUCAGUUAUCUCAUAACAGGCUUUGAACAUAAUAAGCACACAUUGCUUCUACUGCCUCUCUUAUUUCACAGCAAGAGACGCAAAGAAUGACACAGCAGUCCUGAAUAUGGAUCCUUGUCCCAGGACCCUGUGAAGACAACCUUUACAGUAUUGCAAAGAAUGCAGCUUGUACUGUAUUCUGUCUCUGUGGAACUCAGAGCUCCUUGCUGCAUCUGGUAAAUGCUUUACUUGCUACCUAGGCUCACCUUCCUGUAAGUCAGUAUGCUUCCUGGCUCAUGUGAAGUAAGAUGCUGGAAGCCCUUGGACUGUGAUGAGAGAAGCAUGGCAACAACUCUCUGCACAUCGCGGCUUCAGCGUGAUGAGAACAUUCUGCAAAUGCUGAAUGGCUCUAUGAUGAGAAAGGUAAAGUCAAAAAUUUGGAAGAAGCCGAGAUACUUCAAGCUGCAAGAUGACUGCAUGACCAUCUGGUAUGAUUCAAAGAAAACAGGACACUCAAAAUCUUCUUUUUCUAUCAGUGAUGUGGAGGCUAUAAGAGAAGGGCACCAGUCUGAGAUAUUACAGAGCCUUGCUGAUGAGUUCCCUUCUAGUCGAUGUUUCACAAUUGUCUUUCGAGGACGGCAAGGGAAUCUUGAUCUUGUGGCAAGCACUCCAGAGGAGGCACAUUCAUGGAUACUUGGACUCCACAAACUUAUUGAAAAUAUGAAGAACAUGGAUCUGCGUGAAAAACAGGACCAAUGGAUUACUGACUGGUUUCACAAAGCUGAUAAGAACAAGGAUGGACGGAUGAAUUUCAAGGAAGUGCGGAGUUUGCUAAAGAUGAUGAACACUGACAUGCAUGAGCUUCAUGCUCUUCGCCUCUUUCAGAUGGCAGAUAAGUCCCGGUCAGGGACACUUGAAGAUGAUGAGUUUGUCUUGUUUUACAAAAUGCUUACUCAGAGAGAAGAUGUCCUGAAAAUCUUUAAUGAAUUUUCAAAGGAUGGAAACAGGAUGAGCUUAAUGGAAUUUGUUGACUUCUUGCAACAAAAACAGCUAGAACAAGAGAAUACAGAAGAUUAUGCCAUGGAUAUUAUUGCCAGAUAUGAGCCGUCUAAUGCUGCCAAGAAAUGCCACGCCAUAACCUUUGAUGGGUUCCUUUUGUACCUCCUUUCUCCCGACGGCUCCAUCUUCAAUCCUGAACACCAAAAUGUUUACCAGGACAUGACACAGCCUCUGUGCCACUAUUUUCUCUCCUCAUCUCACAAUACCUACUUGAUUGCAGACCAGCUCCGAGGACACAGCAGCAUUGAAGGAUAUAUAAGAGCUCUGAGCCGAGGCUGCCGCUGUGUGGAACUUGACUGUUGGGAUGGACCUAAUGGUGAGCCAAUCGUCUAUCAUGGACAUACACUUACUUCCAAAAUCUUCUUCAAAGAUGUUGCCUCUGCCAUUAGCAAGUAUGCUUUCAAGGUAUCAGAAUACCCUGUCAUACUGUCCAUUGAGAAUCACUGCAGUGUCGAGCAGCAAACAGUCAUGGCAGAGAUUCUGAAGCAGAUCCUGGGAGACAAGCUACUACGGAGUACAAUUGAUGGCAAAAUCCCUACUGUGCUUCCAUCUCCAGAGGAACUGAAAGGAAAGAUUUUAUUGAAAGCAAAGAAAGCUGGUGGGUUGGUGGACUACCAAGAUGGAAACACUGAAGAGCAGUACACUGGUGAAGUAACUGAUGAAGAAGAAGGAGCUGACUUGGAGGAGGAUGGCUACCGUACUGAUUCUAAGAAAAAAGGAAAGCAAAAGUCAAAGCAACAUCUUUCGAAGGAACUUUCUGAUUGUGUCAUUUAUUGCAAGAGUGUCCCAUUUAACAGCUUCAGGCACUCAAGUGCUCACUACAAAGUCUAUGAGAUAUCAUCUUUUUCAGAGUCCAAGGCGAAGAAACUCAUUAAAGAAACCUGUGAAGAGUUUAUUCACCAUAAUACUUGGCAGCUGUCUCGUGUCUAUCCCAGUGGACUAAGAACAGAUUCCUCAAAUAUAAACCCUCAGGAAAUGUGGAAUGUUGGGUGCCAAAUAGUGGCAUUAAACUUUCAGACAGCAGGUGAAGAAAUGGAUUUGAAUGAUGGGCGCUUCAGCCAGAAUGGCCACUGUGGUUAUGUGUUAAAGCCAAGUUUCCUGAGAAAUGCAGAGUCUACCUUUAACUCGGAACAACCAGAUCACAAAGAUGGGUACCAUCCACAAUGUUUCACUGUAGAGAUUAUCAGUGGACAGCAACUUCCUAAAGUUGAGAACAGUAAAGAAGGUUCCAUAGUAGAUCCACUGGUGCGUGUGGAGAUCCAUGGGGUACCGAUGGACAAUGCAUGCAAGGAGACCAACUACAUUGACAACAAUGGGUUCAAUCCUGUUUGGCGUAAAAUAUUAGACUUUACUGUCCAUGUUCCUGAACUUGCUCUAGUUCGAUUUGUGGUUGAGGACUAUGACAAGACAUCUAAGAAUGACUUUAUGGGCCAAUACACCUUACCCUUCGCUAGCAUCAAGGAAGGUUAUCGCCAUAUCCACUUGCUUUCUAAGGAUGGAACAAAAAUGUCUCCUUCUUCAUUAUUUGUCCACAUUAGGAUCACAGAUCUAGAAAUCUAGUGAUGGAACAUUGCAGCUGAAGAAGCAAACAGAUUACAAAUUGGAAUCCUUUCCUCUUCAUCCUGAGCUGCCUGCUAUACAUUACGCAUUGUAUAAAUAAUAAUCAGACUGUAGCUCCAGUAUUCUGUGCUUCAUGCAGUGCUAUAGCCUGUCUGUAGAUCUCUGGCAUAUAUGGCAUAUGUUAUACAUAUUGUUUAUAUAUAUAAAAGCAUAUAGGAUAAAAUGUACAUUUUUGCUAUUUUUAUAUUCUUUACUGUUAUUUAAGCUAUUUAUAAUUUCUAAUGUGUGUGUGCGCGCAUGCACACACAUAUGUUUGUGUGUGUGCUUUAUGUAUAAAAAAGACACACACACACACACACACACACACACACACACACACACACACAAACUCAUACUUAACAGACAAACGCUCAGGUGCAUGCACAUGUAGACAUACACCUCACACAUUUUACAAUGCGUCCAUAUAGUUAAUAUGGAAGUGACAAUGCCUAACUGGCUUACAAAUGAUCUGUAGGUUGCUGUUAGAGACUGUUUGAAAACAGGUCUUUUUUGGGAUAUGAUUAGAUAAAACACUGUAGAUGAAAUGGUAUAUCCUACAACAGGGGCACCGGAGAUAAAAAACAUCAGCAGGACAGCUUGCUAAUAUAAUUUCAUUGUGCUUGCUUUGUAAAUCAGACAACCAUAACCAGGUCUGAACUGACCUCUGUUAUAUGUGUAUGUAAAAGUUACUUUUACACAAUAAAAAAAGCUUUCUGGAUGGACUUCAAA
Messenger RNA from Protopterus annectens (West African lungfish), 3428 nucleotides. It is a transcript of the gene PLCD4, whose product is annotated as phospholipase C delta 4. Gene Ontology annotation, biological process: intracellular signal transduction; lipid metabolic process. The transcript is spliced from 17 exons. The record is from RefSeq and is a predicted model, not a curated record. Bases 324 to 2660 code for a protein of 778 amino acids. Lineage: Eukaryota; Metazoa; Chordata; Ceratodontiformes; Protopteridae. Gene Ontology annotation, molecular function: calcium ion binding; phosphatidylinositol-4,5-bisphosphate phospholipase C activity.